ACCAACCAUCAUGCCGAGCCAGAAGAGCAACAAGGGGAAGAGAAGUAAGCGCACUAACAGCAGCGGAGAUGAACAGGAAAAUGGAGCCUCCGCAGGAGCAGCAGGAGGAGCAGCGGGAGGAGCAGCAGCAGCAGCAGGAGCAGCAGGAGGCGGAGGAGGAGCAGGAGCAGCAGCAGCGGGAGGAGGAAGCACUGCCUUAGUAGGAGCUACAGCCGCUCCGCCAAGCGGUAAACGAGAGGCCCCGUGUGCCACACCGCUUGUGUGCAGUUUGGGCCGUGCUGUUGACCUUGAGAAGGACGACUACCAGCGGGUGCUGUGCAACAGCGAGCACUGUCCUUAUGGCAACUGGAUGCACCUACAGUGCUUCUAUGAGUGGGAAAGCAGCAUUCUUGUACAGUUCAACUGCAUUGGCCGUGCCCGUAGCUGGAACGAGAAGCAGUGUCGGCAGAACAUGUGGACCAAGAAGGGCUAUGACUUGGCCUUUCGCUUCUGCUCGUGUCGCUGUGGUCAGGGCCACUUAAAGAAAGACACUGACUGGUACCAGGUCAAGCGCAUGCAGGACGAGCGCAAGAAGAAGGUGGUGACGGAGAAAGGUAGUGGGAAGGCCAGUGGAGGUGUCUCGGCAGGGGGUGGAGGGGAGGCCUCGGAGGAUCUCAAGAAAGGCAAGUCGUCUAAUAAACUGCCUCACCGUGGCUCCAACCAAGACCUUUCACGCCGCCAAUCUGUGGAUCGGCAGAACUCUCAAGAGAGGAGCCACGCGGUUACCAGCAUUGGGGUGAACCUGGGAGUGCGCUCACCCACUGACUCGCCUGGCCAGUCUCCACCAUUAGGCUUCUCGUUCUUCACACCUCAGUCUGUCAGUGGACCACGCAGUUCACGUCACCUGGGCGAAUUCCUUAAAAAUGCAGUCCACAUGGAGGGCAACCGGAAACACUUGCUGGUGGGACAUGUGGCCGGCCGGGGAAGUCUUCAGGCGGAUCACGUGGCAGGCAGUUUGUGUCUGCCCCGCCUUACUCACGCCGAUGGCCCGGUGCAAUUCUUGCGGAGGCUGGACCUCUCCGAGCUGCUGGCGCACAUCCCUCGGCAUAAGCUCAACACCUACCACGUGCGCAUGGAGGAUGAUGCCCAGGCCGGGCAGGGUGAGGACUUAAGAAAGUUCAUCCUCUCUGCGCUUAGUGCUAGCCACCGCAAUGUGGUCCACUGCGCUCUGUGCCACCGCAUGCUGCCCAUCUUCGAGCAGUUUCCUCUGGUGGAUGGGACGCUCUUUCUCAGCCCUUCACGACACGACGAGAUUGAGUAUGAUGUGCCGUGCCACUUACAAGGGAGGCUGAUGCACCUGUACGCCAUCUGUGUGGACUGUCUGGAAGGGGUGCACAAAAUAGUGUGUAUAAAGUGCAAAUCCCGAUGGGACGGAAGCUGGCACCAGUUGGGUACUAUGUAUACCUACGACAUUCUGGCUGCUUCACCUUGUUGUCAGGCCAGACUGAACUGUAAGCACUGUGGGAAGCCUGUGAUCGAUGUACGCGUGGGCAUGCAGUAUUUCUCCGAGUACAGCAACGUGCAGCAGUGUCCACACUGUGGCAAUCUGGACUAUCACUUUGUCAAACCUUUCUCCUCCUUCAAAGUCCUCGAAGCCUAUUGACAAAAGUUCUACUUGCAUGCUAGUCUCCUUCCCUUUUUUUUGUUCCUAGGGAAUUUUAUUUGUCAUGAUUCUUUUUUUUUUAAAUUAAAAUUAAAUAGAGAAGAGUGAAACAAUGGCAGUUAAUCACAGAGGAUGAAGUCAGGAAGCGCUUCACUAAAUGUUCAUAAGACUUUCUCAUCUGGCAUUUACAACCACAGAAGCAAGAAUAAUACUGUGACGAGUGAAUGUAUCUGUACAGUAUAUGCCAAAUUCACCCUUUUGUACAAAGAACAAAAAUAAUAAAAUGCAUAAAAUCUGUA
Ictalurus furcatus (blue catfish) is the source of this 1941-nucleotide messenger RNA. RefSeq names its product hdc homolog, cell cycle regulator (gene heca). The record is from RefSeq and is a predicted model, not a curated record. Bases 11 to 1642 code for a protein of 543 amino acids. The transcript is spliced from 4 exons. NCBI's taxonomy places the organism in Eukaryota, Metazoa, Chordata, Actinopteri, Siluriformes, Ictaluridae.